ACGGGAGGGCGUGCAGAUUCCGGGGAAAGCCCCACCCGCAGCUGGGCGUUCCUUCCAAGCGGCGGGAGAAGCUCUUUUUUUUUUUUUUUGAGCCCCGCCAUGGCUGCUUUGCAGUUCCUGCUGAUGAUCCCGGCCUUGGGCAAUUUCCUUUUCACCUUCGGGACUGGCGUGGAGCUGAUCCGUUUUAUUUCCUUCCGUGCCGUCUUUUUGCAGCUUCCCGCGGGGGCUGCGUCUCCUCCCCACGGAACCGGCGUGAAUCCAGAUGACACCUCAAAUCCUCAGUGGAACACUGCCCUAAGGGAUCCCAAGAUUCUGCACUCACUCACAGUGGAUGUGGGCCUGAUCGUCCUUUUUAUCCUGCAACACAGCCUGAUGGCUUCUGAUCGGGUCAAACACUGGACCUGCAGCUGCUUUGGGGUCUUGCAGAGAACAGUCUAUGUUUUUUGCACAGGCUUAUCCCUUCAGUUGCUGAUGAGGUAUUGGCAGCCAGUACAGGAUGGUCCUAUGCUGUGGAACACAAACACUGAGCCAUGGACCACUUGGGUUCCACUCAUCUGCUUUAUCCUCCAUUUCAUCUCCUGGCUAAUCAUCUUUAGCAUCAUUCUCAUCUUCGAUUAUGCAGAACUGAUGGGAGUCAAGCAGGUUUAUUACUACUGUUUGGGCAUGGGAGACCCUUUGGUUAUGAAGUCUUCACGGGCCCUCCGUCUCUACGCCCACCUUCGUCAUCCAUUGUACGUGGAAUUCCUCCUUAUCCUCUGGGCUGUUCCCUGCCUCUCCCUUGACCGCCUGCUUCUGGCCUCCCUCUUCACGGUCUAUCUUACCUGUGCUCACAGCCUGGAUGAACAGGAUUACCUCUACCUCCGUGCUCAGCUGGAUAAGAAGUUCCAAAUCUUCUCCCGGGAAGAGGCAGCUUAUGGGGGCUUGUUGGCUCAAAAUGGCCCCUCAGACUACAAGGACAACUGAGUAAGGGCGGGAUAGGUACCGGUUUUGGUUGCAGGGGUGGGAGCUGACUUUGGGGGGGGGGUGUCUGACUGCCAGGUCCCUCCUUGCAAAGCACUGAAUAAUACGCCAUAUCUUAUCUUGAUUGUGCUUUUACAUAAAAAGGACUUGAAGGGCUACUUCCCAAAAAUUUGUUAUCUAUUUAGGCCCAGUCUCUUGUAACUACCUAAAACAAUCUUUCCUAAGCUACUGUUCUCCAUUGUUACGGACUUUGUCCUCAAAAGCAGUAUUAGAUAAAGAUGUUGGGGAUUUUAGUCUGCACACAUUUGGAGAAUGUCAGAUUGGGAUAUUUUUUCCAAUUGUUCAAUUUUCUGGAUUGAAACACACUAAGUUCUACUCGUAUUAUAGAUCAUGUAACAGAGGUGCUGUUUAGGAUCUUAUUGGAGAAGGUUGGAAUAACCGAUUGCCUGGGUUGAUCCCACCUUAGAAUAUUAAGGAGAUCCUUUUUGAUCAUGAAUUUUUCUCUUACUCUGAGAAUCCUUAAUACUGGUUGAAAUCUAGCUAUAAUUGGCCAUUUUCAUGGCAGCCUCUAGAUUGGAUGGUUGUGGGGAGAGCAAAGCAGUUGGUUAAACAAAUGUCAAACUCUGGAAAAGAGGCAUCUCUAGAAUCUUUUCAAGAGCAUAGCAACCCCUUCUGAGUUAAAAAAAAAUGGGGGAAGUGACUCUUUAGCUCUUUAAUGGCCUGCUUUGACUAAGAGAAUGUUUAAAAGGGUCCUUUUAAAAUUAAUAGCAUGCUUUUAUUUAUUUCAAAGGAGCUUUUACUGACCUCUUGCCAUAAUUUUUAAUCAUAGCAUUUUAACCUCAACAUGCAAAUACUUAAAUUUUUAAAGAAAUAUUAGCAGCCAAGUGCACUUAUUUGGAGGAAUAUGUUACAAGGGAAUUAUAGAUUUCUUCAAUAUGAUUUAAGAGUAUACAGUAUGUGUGUGAUGGUUUAAGCUGCUUAAUUACUGUUGCAAAGGUGCCUUGUUUCUGAGGUGAAAAUGUCUUGGAUCAUAGAAGAAAAAACAGAAAUCAAGAAGCUUUCAGUCCAAAUGCUAAUACUAAUAUCUUGGUAUUAGAUUUUCCUAAGGGAUUUCCAAAUCUUUCACUCAUGCUGUUCUUUUAAAAGAUUAUCUUGAUUAAUAGAAACAUUGCACAUGUUAGAGUUCUCAGAUACAGCUAUUCUUGUUAUUCCAAGGCAUGCUGGCUGGGGAAGUCUGGGAAUUGAAAUCCAGACAUCAAGUUGCCAUGGUUGAGAUAUGUUUCUAUAGACCAGUUUUGGUGAACCACUGGCACGGGUGCCGCUUCUGUAACGAAUGCACGGCCUCGCCGGCUCCUCUUCCACAUUUCUGUGCUCAAACAUGUGCCGGUCAGCUGGCCGUCGCGCACGCAGGGAUGACGGACCCUGGAAAAGUGGCGUUCCGGCACACAUGCGCAGGCCAGCACCCAACCUUCCAGGUUGACAUCAGUGCAUGAACGAUGGCCAGCUGUUCAUUGGAUGUUUGGGUGCCGGCUCGCGCAUGCGCGAUGGAUCACCACACUUGCAGGUAUCACCGCUCCCACGCGCGUGAAGGCCAGCUGACCGGCGCGCGUUUGGGCACAGGAACGCGGAAGAGGAGCCGGCGAGGCCACACAUUCGUUGGGAGAUGGUUUCGUGUGCCGCUUCCGGCAUGCAGGCCAGCAUGCAGGAACGCCAAAAGUUCACCGACACUGCUAUAGACCAUUGAAUUAUGGCUCCCCUCCUCCCUCAUCAUCAUGUCAUAGAGUCACAUCUGGGGGCCAUCCAGCAGCAUCAAUAGGGAGAGUUAAAAAAGCUAAGCCCUUUUGUAUAAAGAUGUAUAAAGGGACAGGACUUUUAUUAUAAUGCCCUAUGGAAAUCUUGAACUCCACCCCAUAGGAAGCCACGGUGGGCACCAGUUUGGGGAAGUUGUGGGCAAUGGAAGACCUGCACUUUAACUGCUUAGCAGAAAAACCCUUCAACUUUCUCUAUGGAACAUUACAAUGGAACAUAUUUUUUUAUUAUAAACUGCACCGAUGUGAGGAAUAAAUAAAAUAAACAUGUUCCAUCACUCUAUGAAUAGAAUGUCUGAUUCCUCCUGUCUAUUUUGUUAUAAUUCUUACUUUUGUUAAAGGUACAGGAACCUUCUACAUAUAGCAGGAAGAGGAAAGUAAAAAUUUCUAGCCUGUUGCCGCCUAACAUCUAUUUCUGCUGCCUUAUUUUACAGUGACCUGAAACACCAUCAAUAUUUCAAAACUUUUGUUCUGUCCUUGUAAAUGUAUAUUGUAAUUCUGUAUCUUAAUACUAAUGAAGCUUUUUUAAAAAAAACAAUAUUGGAUUUCAGUGCAAAAUAAAUGUAAUCUAUUUUUUUAAAAAGAUAAAA
Ahaetulla prasina is the source of this 3358-nucleotide messenger RNA. RefSeq names its product nurim (gene NRM). The transcript is spliced from 4 exons. Gene Ontology annotation, cellular component: nuclear membrane. Lineage: Eukaryota; Metazoa; Chordata; Lepidosauria; Squamata; Colubridae. The record is from RefSeq and is a predicted model, not a curated record. Bases 100 to 963 code for a protein of 287 amino acids.